AUGGCAGAUCGCUCAUCUAAUGGGUACAAAGAAGUACCGGUGCGCAACUCCGAAGAAUCAACCAUCGCCGAAGAAGAAAAAGACACAUUAUUAGAGGAUCGCUCGUAUUCGAGACGAGACAGGAAACGGCCCUGCUCGAAAGCUGUCUGGACUCUCAUUGCGCUGCUCUUAUUGUCGAAUAUCGGGCUGUUGGGAGGCCUCAUCCAUUACUUCCGACAAACGCAUCACAAGGAAAAGGAUGUUCCUUGGUUACCCCCGAAGACAGGUUUGGGUUCCAUUCUUCUUUUCCAGAUCAAUGCAGUCAAAUUAAUGAUGUUACCUGUCAGCCCCAACUCGAAAGCUUUUCGUUUUUCAGACGUUUACAUGACCCGAGAGGGCUAUUACGCCGCUCGAGAAGGAAACCUCGACCAAGUAAAUGCAGCGCAUCUCAUGCAUUGCUGGGACUACCUGAGACAGGCUGUCAUGUGUCACGCGGACACGACUCUAGAAUGGAUUCCUGCGCCUCCGAAUGAUAAGGGAAGUACGGGAUGGGGCUUUGAGCAUACAUGUGGUGAUUUCGAUGCUAUUGCUCGAUGGGCCGAGGACAAUAGGUUGAAGACGACGCAUGGGAUUCAUUAA
Messenger RNA from Aspergillus pseudonomiae, 618 nucleotides. RefSeq lists its product as uncharacterized. The record is from RefSeq and is a predicted model, not a curated record. Gene Ontology annotation, biological process: mycotoxin biosynthetic process. Bases 1 to 618 code for a protein of 205 amino acids. The transcript is spliced from 2 exons. NCBI's taxonomy places the organism in Eukaryota, Fungi, Ascomycota, Eurotiomycetes, Eurotiales, Aspergillaceae.